GUAGUUUUAUUGUAGGGUUUUUUGGGAAGAAGCUGCGAUGGCGCGGCGAUCUCUUGGCGCUCAAGGCACCAGAGGCGGUGCUAUGAUCUAUCUCUAGAGCUGAAUUUCUCGUAGGAUUCUAGAUUCAUCCAGGUAGCGCGAGCGGCGAUGCAUCUCUACAAUGCGUGGCUGCCGCCGCCCGUCGUGGAGGCCAUCCACGGCGAGGAGGAGGUGAUGGGGGAGAUUGCCGAUAAGCUCCAGCGGGCAUGGAAGCCGAACGAUCCCAAGAGCAAAUUCGCGACGCUCAAGUGGAUUUCUCUCAUCAACAACUUGGUCAGGGCGAAAAUCAGGCCGGCAAAGCCUGCUCUAGACGCUGUAGCGAGGCUUGGAUUCGACGUCUUCUUCCAUUCUUCAGACAAUUUAUUUGUCCAGGUUCGAUGGGCCUCGUGCUUGUCUAAACUUCUUAGCAAGUACCACAAGGAUAUAACUUUGGAGCUCGACUGGAGGAAAUUCUACGAGAUGAUGCUAUUGAUUCACUUCAAAAGGAGGUUUUUCUUUGAAGGGAUAGCUCUACGGCAAAUUCAUCUGGAAUCACUAGUUCUUCUUAUAUCCAACUCUCGCCGCUUCUUCCGUCCGGGAUCUGCGUCAGAAAUAUGGGCAGAAUUCAGACCGUACUUGGACACUGGCAUUCACAAUUCAUCUCUGGAAGCUGUGGGUUUUCUCUCACUUUUUCUUCCAACAAAGCCUGUUGAACCGGACACCAACGUAUUUACAUGUGAUUGGUUUGGCGAAUGCUUAAGACUUUGGGAUGGAAUCACCGAUUGUCCGUACUGGGACCGUCAAUGGGCUUGUUUGCUCGGGCGCUUCAUCAAACAUAGAGCCUAUGCCUCACCGAUUGACUGGGCUCCGUUCCUCCCGAGUCUAUUUGGACACUUCUUGAACAUGUUUGAGGUUCCUGUUGCAAAAUCAGAUGCGACACCUCCGAUUGAAAGAGAAGUUCCUUACGAUUUGAGGCUUGCGUUUAAUGGCAACUGGAAGCCGGCACCAAAGAAUGUGGCUAAAGCAAUUGUUUACUUGAUUCAGCCUGAGGGUAGUGCACAAGAUCUCUUUGAGCAACUUGUGGAUCUUCUCGAACAAUACUAUCAUCCUUCCAAUGGAGGUUCAUGGACAUCAUCACUUGAACAAUUUCUGCGCCAUCUAUCUUAUUUCUUUAUUAAACGACUCUCUUACGAGCAACAGCACAAUUGUCAAAAGAACUUCCUGGGGCCCGACGAAAGAGAGGCGUUCGUCAAGACAAUUGUAAGGCUGAUAGAAAGAGGACAAUACAGCAAGAGUGGACGAUUGGCUGUAACGUCUUCUAAUGUGGCUUCAGGACUUGCCUUCGUCGCCCCUUCGGUUAUCCUGCCUUUCAUUGUGUCUCGUUUUGAAGCGGCUAUGAUCACUGUCACUGCUACGCAUCAGCUUGAGUCUGCAUUGACCACAUUGGCCCUUGCAUCUCGUGCAGUAUUACUUUCGGAGAAUAUUGAUACUGACCUUCAGAUGGAAGCAGACACAUCCAAUCGACUGGACUUUUCUUUUAACUUAUCUUUUGUGGACUGCAAAACCACGCUGGUUGAGGCAAUGUUCACCACUUUAUUGGGCAUUGAUGCUAACGAUCCCCCUAAAACACUUGCAACCGUGCAGUUCUACGCAUCCGUUGUGGCGAAUGUUGGAAGUAUUGGAGAGAUCACAGACGGUGGGUCUUCUGUUUUGUCUAUGGAUUGGUCUCAAUGGCUGGACGAGUUUUUGUCCCGCCUGUUCGUCCUUUUGCGACAUGUUGAGUCUGGCACGCACACCGGGGAUAUAAAUCUGGGUGAAGGUUCACAUAAAUCUUCCAGUACAUUUCUCAUGCAAGAACAUUCUUUAUACUCAACGUUGAUUGAGCUUCUCUUUGGAAGGCUGACAAGGCCUUUGUUUCAACAGGCUAUGAAAAAAGUUGCGAAAUUCGCAUACAGCAACAUUUUACCAGGUGCAGUCACGGAAAUGGGCUUGCUUUGCUCAGCACUUGUGUACGCAAAUCCUGUGGAAACAGUAUCACAGGUUCUUUUACCUAUCAUGAAAAACGUGUUGAACACUUUAACCGACGUUGAAGCCACGGGCUCUGCUUCAAGCAGCUCAACACAGGCGGAUACAAAAGUGAAUCUUUCUCCAGCGACGGAAACUUCCGUUUCAGCUCAGCUAACGCUGCUGUGUUUUGGCAUGAUGAAUGCCGGACCUGCUCUUCUUCAAUGCCAGGACGUUCUGAAGCGCAUUAUUGCUUCUUGCUUUAAACUUACAUCCGCUAAGGUCAAUGAGGCUGGAGAACGAUUUCUUAGUUCUGUAGUGGAAAGCUUGCUGCUCUAUUAUCCACUUCAACAAUACAGAUCUUGCUCGGGAUAUCCUGGUCACGAUGGCAUAGAGUCAUGGAUAAGCACUAAAGAACCCUCUUUAUCACUUGUAUCACCUAUGUGGCAUCUUCCUAGUGAAGAAGAAGUAGCUUUUGCUGAAGAAGUAAUCCAAUUGCACCUUCGAAAUGCAUUAUUGGAUCUUCGAAGUCUCUGUGAAAUGAACUCCGUUCCAAACAAGGAAAAGCUACGGAUACUAUUGUUGCAAAUUAAUGGGAGUCUAAAGGGUGCCAGAUCGGCCUUGCCCGAUUUUACAAAUGAAAGCUCCAAGGGUUCACUCCGCAUUGCUGGAAAAACUGGAGCAUCUGUUGGCAACUCGAAGUUAAGGGAAGAAGCUGCCGACACCUUAAUCAAGGCUUGCGAGUACUUGCUGAAAGCGAAAGCUGACGACACAGCACUGCUUAUUUUGCUAGUUCAAUCAUUAGAUCUCGUUGGAAACUACGGCUCACCAGAAUAUAACGAAUGGUCUCACGGGAAGCAUACUUGGAAGCUUGACUCUAAAAACCUGGUUGAGCCGAGAGUCAAUUUUAUCACUGGAAUUCAUUCUGCGGGAAAGCGCAGGCCAUACUGGAUGAUGACUGAGAUGGUCUAUCUUCACAAUACUUGGCGUGCAUCACAGGCUGGCUAUCGUCACUUUGAGCGCAAUGAGGUGUGUCCUUACGUGGUAAAGGUUGCAACCGAACUCUUGAAGCUCUCUCUUCACAGCUACGAUGAAGUUCGCGAUUUUGCGGGCGCGUCGCUGAAGAAGAUGCUAAAACGGUAUCCACCGCUUGUGAAGUCCUGCAUGCCAACCUUGGCCUCAAGUUUGCAAGAUGCCGAUGCCAUGGAGCACUCUGCGCUGGGUUCUUGCUCCAUUCUUGCUUCUAGACCAGUAUUGAGACAUAUUGCACAGGACUGGAAAUCCUUGGCGAUGUUCAUACAAGCUGUCCUUGGAAGUUCUCGUCACAGUUCCGUCAAAGCUCAGACAGCUAUUAGUGAGCUUGCUAUUGCUUUUAGUGUUCGUUUCGGUGGAGUUCCAUUGAGCGGGCUUGAUACGGAGGCUAAUGACGCCUUACCAAAUUAUAGCCAGCUUUUGUCACUCGUUAAGGAUUCGUCAGAUGGGGACAUUGGAGCCGUUCAUUGGCGCUACAAGCUUAUGGCUCAUGUGGGGAUGCUAUGCUUGGUGCUGCCGUUGGAUGACACCGAUCAUGCGGCAGAAAUCCUGGAAACCAGGAAGUUUUUAGCUGGAGAGUUCAUCAAUGCUCUUGGAAGUGAUUUACCAUCACUCAGGCCUUUGUCCGUUAUUGCUCUCUUGCUCUUAUUGCGUUCGGGCCACUACAAGAUAGACAGAAAUGCUACCAACUUUUCUCUGGAAGACGCUUUAACUCCAGUUUUCCAACAGCCAUCAUUUGCCUCUCGGAUGGUGAAGAACUUAUCUCUAGACCAUCACUACAGUGAAGGCCAGGGGCGCUCUCGUGGUGCUAGAGUCCAGGCCGCAGAUUUGAGCGUCAUUGGCAUGAUGCCAGCUUUUGUCCGUCAAUGGCCAACCACUCGAAACUGGGUAGUCAUCAGCAAAGGCGAAGCAUUUUCUCCAAAACUUGCCAAGCUUUUUAAACGACUGGUUCAGGAGUGCGGUUCUGGUGCUCUGGAAGCUCUUCGUGGUCCCUUGGAAGAUGCAGUAAAUGCUAGCGAAGAGAAGACUAUGCAGUGCAUGGCGGCUGAGAUACUGGCCGGGCUUCUACAUUCAGACGUCAGAGCUGUUGUGGAAGCAUGGGGAAUAUGGCUCUCGGAUCUGCUUCACAAGGCCCUCAUGCAGGCAAAUCCGGAAUCUCUUGCAGAAUGGGCUGCUUGUGUACGCUUUUCGUCCACUGGCAAAGGGAGGAAAGGUCUGAGGGCACCUCUUUUGCGUCAAGCUAUGUUUGAAGGUCUGAUGACGAGACAGUUGCCAUCCACUGCGUCAUCGAACCUUGUUUCAAAGCGCCUGCAGUAUCUACUUUCCGUAGUGAUGGAGCUGAGACCGGAAGCAGCAACGGAGCAGGAAAUUAACGUGCAACUGAACCUUCUCGUAGAGGUUAUGGAGUACAUGGCGAAUCCUUCGUCGCAGGUACGGCAAAACGUUGGAAAGAUUAUGUGCGUGCUGUGCACAAAUCUCCAAGACGCUCGCAGCUCGCCGUUGCUGAAUGAAAAAGAUGUGCCAGAUUGGAAAACAAGCUUGUUGAAUGGCACGGUAACAGCCACUGCGAAGAUACAGAAGUCAUUAGAGAAUACAGAAGCCGCAGGUGAUUUGAGCAGCAACACCGACGUCCAGGAAGCUGUAAAAUACAUGGAAACGGUUUUCCAAUUUUUGAUAGCGGCCAUGGCAUCGGGACGAGCUUCUUACCUUAUGCCUGUACUCGUUGGAGCUUUGCCAUCUGUCUUGGCUUUACAAGAAACGUCGCACAAAGACAUGUCUUUCCUUGCAAAACUCGCGGUGUUCCUGUAUAAAUGGCAGCCAUUUGGCAACGAAUACAGAACCAAAGCCGUUGGAGCUAUCGCCUCGGCUGCAAACGAUAGCAAUUGGCGCACACGCCUGUCAGCAUUAACGUUCUCUCAGUCCUUUGCAUACAGACAUGCCUUUACUCUGGAAAAAGAAGAGGUCACUCGGUUGUGGAACUGCGUGCAGAACCUUUUGUCGGAUUCACAACUAGAGGUGAGGGAAACGGCAUCGACCACCCUUUCAGGCAUGUUGAAGGGGCCCGUUAGUGAUCUUCCUGUGGCCUUCCGUGAGGGCAUUUUGAGUUCCUCUCAAAAGAAUAUGAAGUUGAAAAGCAACAGGGGCAAAGCAAGCGAUGACAAGAUUGUCAAGCACGGAAUAGUGAUGGGCUUGAGAGCAUGCGUACUAUCAGCACCAUACGACAUUCCCCGGUGGCUUCCGGAUAUAAUUUUUGCUCUGGCCAAAUUCACGCAUGAGCCAUCGCCUAUAUCAAACACUGUCAGAAAGACAAUUGCGGAGUUUCGACGGACUCACGCUGACACCUGGGCGUAUCAGAAGAACUAUUUUUCAGAAGAGCAACUAGAGGUUCUUGCCGAUUUAUCAUCCUCCACAUCUUACUUCGCAUGAAAAAAUGCUCCGACAGACGGUUGAUAACAAACACUAUGUGUACAUAAGUCUUUUGUCUUUUAACUAUCAACUUGGUGAAUUCCACCCA
This is a messenger RNA of Selaginella moellendorffii, 5569 nucleotides long. RefSeq names its product proteasome activator subunit 4. The transcript has 35 exons. The record is from RefSeq and is a predicted model, not a curated record. Gene Ontology annotation, molecular function: proteasome binding; peptidase activator activity. Gene Ontology annotation, biological process: proteasomal ubiquitin-independent protein catabolic process. Lineage: Eukaryota; Viridiplantae; Streptophyta; Lycopodiopsida; Selaginellales; Selaginellaceae. Bases 148 to 5481 code for a protein of 1777 amino acids. Gene Ontology annotation, cellular component: cytosol; nucleus.